Messenger RNA from Pollicipes pollicipes, 1020 nucleotides. Its product is annotated as solute carrier family 22 member 4. Gene Ontology annotation, biological process: transmembrane transport. The record is from RefSeq and is a predicted model, not a curated record. Gene Ontology annotation, molecular function: transmembrane transporter activity. NCBI's taxonomy places the organism in Eukaryota, Metazoa, Arthropoda, Thecostraca, Pollicipedomorpha, Pollicipedidae.
UCCAGUACGGGCUCUCGUGCGGCAACGACGUCUCCGUCAUCACCAACACCGUGCUUGGUACGGCCAUGGUGGCCGGGGCCAUCAUCUUCGCACCCUUUGUGGACAAGUACGGACGCAAGACCCUGUUCAUGAUGGUCUGCUGCCAAAACUGCCUCAUCUCCCUGGGCAUCGCGUUCGUGGGUGACAUCAGGUCCUACUGGGUGCUGCGCUUCCUCUCCCGCUUCUACAUCGAGGGUGUGGAGAUUGCUCUGCUCGUGCUGGCCGUGGAGAUGGCGCCGUCCAAGUCCCGGCCCAUCGCGCCACUCAUUUUAUACGUGGCGUACGCCAUCGGCCAGAUCCUGCUCAGCCUGCAGGCGAUGCUGUUUCGCUCGUGGUGGAAGCUGCAGCUGGCCAUCAGCGUGGAGAGCAUCCUGCUCAUCCCUUUCUCAUGGUUCCUGGUGCCGGAGUCGAUCCACUGGCUGGUGUCGAUGCGGCGGCAUGGCGAGGCUGAGAAGCUCAUUCGUCUGGGCUGCCGACUCAACGGCAUCAUCCUGCCCAGCGACUUCCAGCUGGACAAGCCGGGCCGCGACGACGAAGAGGGCAGCGACGACGAGGCCACAGGCAACGGUUACCAUGGCAACCAACCUCGCAAGUCGGCGGUGGAGCGGCUGAGAUCAACGCAGCUAAAUUUGAAGAACCGGCCGGGCACGGGAGAGUACUUGCAGCACGAGUUCCACGCACACAUUGGGGAAUGGCGCAAGAUCCUUGACCUGAUGAAGAACCACCAGCUGCGCCGACACUUCUUCAUCGUCUCCUACAUGUGGGCGAUCGUGGGCUUCCUGUACUACGGCUUAACGGCCAGCACCAUGGUGAUGAAGGGCAACGUGUACCUCAACUACUGCCUGUCCGGUCUGGUGAUGAUUCCGGCUUCCGUCUCCAUCUUCAUCCUCAGACGAUUCGGCAGAAAGAAGCCCAUCUUCUACUUUCUGAUUGGAGCUGGGAUAUUCAUCAUUCUCUCCGUCACCUGUCCGUAUAAGACCC